This is a messenger RNA of Vigna unguiculata (cowpea), 1178 nucleotides long. RefSeq names its product myb family transcription factor PHL8-like. Lineage: Eukaryota; Viridiplantae; Streptophyta; Magnoliopsida; Fabales; Fabaceae. The record is from RefSeq and is a predicted model, not a curated record. Gene Ontology annotation, molecular function: DNA-binding transcription factor activity; DNA binding.
AUGGAUCUACAAAACAUGCAAAAUCAAAGCAUGCAUUUUGUGUUGUCCACUGAUGCCAAACCAAGGCUAAAGUGGACUCCUGAACUUCACCAACGGUUCAUUGAGGCCACAAAUCAGCUUGGAGGUGCAGAUAAAGCAACUCCAAAGAGUCUUAUGAGGGUGAUGGGGAUUCCAGGACUUACUUUGUACCACCUGAAGAGCCAUUUACAGAAAUAUAGACUUGGGAAAAGCCAACAACUAGAUACCAGCUCUGACAGCAAACAAGAAGAUUACAUAGAAACCAAGAGCAGUGAUGGCCAUUGCAGCAGGGAAAUCAGUCUUGGGCCCCAGAAUCAAAUUACUGAAAACAUGCAGAUAGCUCAGGCCCUCCAAAUGCAAAUGGAAGUACAAAGGAAACUUUAUGAACAAAUUGAGGUGCAGAAACAUUUGCAGCUCAGAAUUGAAGCUCAAGGGAAGUAUUUGCAAUCAGUGCUAAAGAAAGCACAGGAAGCACUUGCUGGAUACAAUUCUGCCCCAGUGGGGAUAGAGCUCACAAAAGCUGAACUUUCCCAGCUUGUCACCAUCAUCAACAAUGCUUGUCCAAGUUCUCCUAUCUCAGAACUAACAGAGACAAGAGGGUUGAGUUUAAGCUGUGGGGACAGGAAAAGAGACAGAGGCACUAUGUGUUCACUGGAAAGUUCCUUAACCUCUUCUGAAAGCUCUGGGAGAAAGGAAGAGAAACAGUCAAUGGAAGAGAUAGAGGAGUUCAAAAGCUCCAAUAAUGCUUCACUUGAAUUGCCGUUGAUGGGCUUUCACACUGAGAAUAAAGCAUCCAACACUGGAUCUAGCAGUGAGGCUAGUGGGAGAAAGAGAAGUGCAGCAACAAAAUCUAAUGAUGGUAGGUAUGUUGUUGAACAACCCUGUGAAAAAAGAAGUGGCAACAAGUUCAGAAAACCAGAAAUGCUUGACUUGAACAGCCAAUGCCAGAUUGACAUGGAUUCAACAACUUCAAAAACAUUAGACUUAAAUUGCAGCUUAAACUUUUGGGAACCAUGAAAAUAGUUUUUACAUACUCCCUAAUAUUAUAUAUAUGUAUGUAUGUAUAAUAUAUGCGGCAAAAUCUGUCAUUAAACAAAUAUGUUAAUAUAGUAUGUAUAUUUUUUAUGAUUAUAAUGAAAAGAAAGAACAAUUUGAUUGUA